Messenger RNA from Echinostoma caproni, 477 nucleotides. The record is from the annotation of a GenBank genome assembly. NCBI's taxonomy places the organism in Eukaryota, Metazoa, Platyhelminthes, Trematoda, Plagiorchiida, Echinostomatidae.
AUGGCUAUCGGCGGAGGAUAUAACUACUCGUAUAUCUUCAAAUAUAUUAUUGUGGGUGAUAUGGGUGUCGGUAAAAGUUGUUUGAUGCACCAGUUCACCGAUAAAAAGUUCAUUCCGGAUUGUCCGCACACUAUAGGAGUUGAAUUUGCCACAAAAAUUAUCGAGUUGGAUGACCAAAAAAUAAAGCUUCAAAUUUGGGAUACUGCCGGACAAGAGAGAUUCAGAGCAGUGACUCGAUCAUAUUACCGUGGCGCGGCUGGUGCCCUCCUUGUUUACGACAUUACCAGAAAGUCUACAUUUAAUCGGAUAUACACUUGGUUAGCUGAUGCGCGACGGUUGACUUGCCACAAUACGGUCGUCUUCUUGAUAGGAAAUAAAUCGGAUCUUGAAGAGCAGCGGGAUGUGAGCUACGAAGAAGCAAAGAAACUAGCCGAUGACAAUGGUCUCAUGUUCUUGGAAUGUAGUGCCAAGUCGUAA